Molecule: messenger RNA, 1882 nt
Organism: Meriones unguiculatus (Mongolian gerbil)
Lineage: Eukaryota; Metazoa; Chordata; Mammalia; Rodentia; Muridae
Gene: Cwc27
Product: CWC27 spliceosome associated cyclophilin
Exons: 14
Coding region: 223-1638 (471 amino acids)
Biological process (GO): protein folding; protein peptidyl-prolyl isomerization
Cellular component (GO): catalytic step 2 spliceosome
Molecular function (GO): peptidyl-prolyl cis-trans isomerase activity
Source: RefSeq, a predicted model, not a curated record
CCGGAGUUAGCGGUGCUCGGGUCCUGGAGCAACAUGGCGGCGUCCAUGAGGGGCUUGUUUGGGGACUACGUAGUGUUUAGUACGGCUGUUUUGCUAGACUCUGACCGUGUGAAGUUUUCCCCAAGUAUCCAGGUUAAAGAACUGUGUACUAAUAAGCAGACACAGAGACCCGCCAUUCGUUCGUGGUCACGCUAAGGAGCGGAAUCCUGAGCACUGACCAAGAUGAGUAACAUCUACAUCCAGGAGCCGCCCACGAAUGGGAAGGUUUUAUUGAAAACUACAGCUGGAGAUAUUGACAUCGAGUUGUGGUCAAAAGAAGCUCCUAAAGCAUGCAGGAAUUUCAUUCAGCUCUGUUUGGAGGCCUACUACGACAACACCAUUUUUCACAGAGUUGUACCUGGUUUCAUAGUCCAAGGUGGAGAUCCCACAGGCACUGGGACUGGUGGAGAGUCUAUCUAUGGAGCUCCAUUCAAGGAUGAAUUUCACUCACGGUUGCGUUUUAAUAGAAGAGGACUGGUUGCCAUGGCAAACGCUGGUCCCCAUGAUAAUGGCAGCCAGUUUUUCUUUACCCUGGGUCGAGCAGAUGAACUUAACAAUAAGCACACCAUCUUUGGAAAGGUUACAGGGGAUACAGUGUACAACAUGCUGCGCCUGACAGAAGUAGAUAUCGACAAUGAAGAGAGACCCCGCAAUCCACACAGGAUCAAAAGUUGUGAGGUUUUGUUUAAUCCUUUUGAUGACAUCAUUCCAAGAGAUAUUAAAAAGCCCAAGAAAGAUAAACCAGAGGAAGAAGUCAAGAAAUUGAAACCCAAAGGAACAAAAAAUUUUAGUUUGCUUUCUUUUGGAGAAGAAGCUGAGGAAGAGGAGGAGGAAGUGAACCGAGUCAGUCAGAGCAUGAAGGGGAGAAGUAAAAGCAGCCACGACCUGCUCAAGGACGACCCACAUCUAAGCUCUGUCCCGGCUGUUGAGAGUGAAAAAGAUGAUGCAACAGGAGAUUUAGAAGAUGAUGAAGAAGAUGAAAGUACAGCGCAUGAUGAAUACAUUGAUGAUGAUGAAAAGAACCUGAUGAGAGAAAGAAUUGCAAAAAGACUUAAAAAAGACACAAGUACAAAUGUGAAAUCAGCCGGAGAGGGAGAAGUGGAGAAAAAGCCAGUCAGCCGAAGUGAAGAGCUCAGAAAAGAAGCAAGGCAAUUAAAACGGGAACUCUUAGCAGCAAAACAGAAAAAAGAAACUGCUGCAAAAGUGGAGAAAGGAACUGAAGAGGAAGAAGCUGCCCCAGAUGGAGCUGUUGCUGAGUACAGGCGAGAAAAACAAAAGUAUGAAGCUCUGAGAAAGCAACAGCCAAAGAAGGGAACUUCCCGAGAAGAUCAGACCCUUGCACUGCUGAGCCAGUUUAAAUCUAAACUCACUCAAGCAAUCACUGAAACACCUGAGAACAACGGUCCUGAAGCAGAAGUGGAAGACGAUGAAGGAUGGAUGUCACAUGUGCUCCAGUUUGAAGAUAAAACAAGAAAAGUGAAAGAUGCAAGCAUGCAAGACUCAGACACGUUUGAAAUCUAUGAUCCUCGGAAUCCGGUGAACAAAAGGAGAAGGGAGGAAAGCAAAAAGCUGUUGAGAGAGAAAAAAGAAAGAAGGUGAGAGGAGAGUGGUGAUGCCAGAACUGGAAGCCCGCCUACAGUGAUGUCCUUGCAGCCAUGUCCCUGGCAUCGUGGAAGGACAGGAAGCGAUUAUCUGAACCUGUUUUCUGGAAGUAUUUCCUUUUGUAAAUUUGGGAUGAUACAAGCAAAUGCUUUUGGUUACUGAUACAUUUUUUUUUUCUUAACUGACCUUUUAUAUUGCUAAAUCUGAAAUAAAACCAGUUUCUUUCUGGUUUAAAUGUUAA